Messenger RNA from Chondrus crispus (carragheen), 5780 nucleotides. RefSeq lists its product as hypothetical. The record is from RefSeq and is a predicted model, not a curated record. The transcript is spliced from 2 exons. Gene Ontology annotation, cellular component: transcription elongation factor complex. Gene Ontology annotation, biological process: nucleosome organization; transcription elongation-coupled chromatin remodeling; positive regulation of transcription elongation by RNA polymerase II. Bases 1 to 5658 code for a protein of 1885 amino acids. Gene Ontology annotation, molecular function: nucleosome binding; histone binding. NCBI's taxonomy places the organism in Eukaryota, Rhodophyta, Florideophyceae, Gigartinales, Gigartinaceae.
AUGUCCGACAACGAAGACGGGUACGAGAAUGGAGCUCCGCAGGAGGAUGACUUUGAAGAUUCUAGCGUGGAGGAAUCGGACGAUGAGGACAAGUUUGAGGAAGAUGACUUCAUAGUGGACGAUGUCGGUGACGCUGAUGAUGCAGGUCCACUGCCUCCGAUGCGCAGGGAUGACGAUGCUGACGAUCUUGAAGAAAUUCGGAAGAAGAAAAAGAAGAAGCGUAGAAGAUACGACGAUUCUCACGAACUUGCAGAGGGUGACUUGGAGCUUCUCGAGGAAAAAGGUGUUCGCAUUGAUAGAAAGAAAAAACUACGCCGUCUGCGAAAGGGCGCCGCAGAUGAGGAAGACAACUUUGGCCUUGAUGAUGAAGUGCGCGGCUUGGCUGACAUCGAGGAAGAGGAUGACCUUUACGAACGCCGUCGCCAGCCUGAAGAACCCGUUGACUACGAUGACGAAAUGGAUGACUUCAUUGAUGAUGGCGGUCGUCGUCGACGCAGGCGUGCUGCCGAGAGAGAUGGCCUGGUUAGUUCCGAGGCUGUGCGCCAGGCCCGCUCCAUUUUUGGUGAUGUUGAGGAAAUGACCCAAUACCGCGGCGUCGACAAGCUAUUCCAGAAGGGGCAAGACGGUGACGACGAUGAAGACGCUGAUUACCUUGGCGAAGAUGAACAACAAGACGAAUCAAAACCUCUUCGCACGAUUCGCGAACGAGACGACGACAGAUUCGGUGAUAUUGACGCCAUGCCGGACGACGAAGAGUUGGGAACACAAGAGGCCAACAUCGCUACACAGCUGAGCGGUCCAGGUGAUGAUGCAGAAGAAGUGAAGCGAAUCGUUGCAAUGGAUGUCCCAGAAGAGUUGCAAUAUCACUUCGGGCCAAAUCAUCGCACUCCGACAGAUGCCGAGUUGAAGGAAGAGGGAACCUGGAUAUAUAACCACGGGUUCCGGGACAAUCCAAUGUUCCAGGACCUUGAACACUACAAACCAGAAGCCGUUACCAACAGGAUUGUUGUAGUCCUAUCUUACAUUCACAUUGACAAGUUGGAUAUUCCUUUCAUUGCGAUGUACAGAAAGGAUUACAUUACUCCAUUUCUCAUUCCGAGGGCUGGUGAAAUAUUGCGUGGGAAUCCAUCGGAGCAGGAUUUCGAGGCGCGGGGAGCUAUGCGCACUCCGAGAGGAUUCAAUUCCUACCAGUAUGACGGCUACCGCCCCGGUAUUUCGAUUGAUCAUCUGCAAGGAGUUCCCCGAGGUUAUGAUGACGGAUUUGGGGAUUGGGGAGUGCUAUGGCACAUCUUAGAUCUCGACAAGAAGUACGCUUCCGUGGUUAAGAAGCGUCAGAGUCUUUUAGCUGCAACAAAAGAAGCAGCUGAAAAAGGUGUACCCUCCCUUGUAGUCAAGGAAGUGACGACCAUAAUUGAGACAUGUGAAGACGAGCAACGCUUAAAGGAUGCUGACGCAUAUCUCCAUCUCGCCGUUGAACUGGCAGAUGUAGUUACGAAGCGGAACAACGCAUUGUCCGAUUUCAUGGAGGAAGAUGAUGACGACAAGCGAGCGAAACGCCCUUCACGGAGAAAGAACCGCUACACAUACUUUUGCAAGCGCGGCUAUCGGGCACUAGCUGAAGAGUUUGGGCUAAGCGCUAGACAGUUUGGAGAAAAUUUCCGCAGUGCCAGUCAAUAUGGCUCAGGAAUGCAGAUGCAUGUUCCUCUUGACGCAGAUGAUGAACCUCUGGAAGUUGCCAAAGUUUGCGCUGAUCGUCUUGGGGAAUCCGCAGAGAGGGCAGGCAUUACAGACCGAAAGAUGGCAGAACGCCUUCUUAACGCGGCUCGCUUGAUACUUGUGACAGAAAUUGUCGCAGAUAUGCAAGUUAUGCAGACCGCACGUGAGAUUCUCUGCAAGCCUGGGACAGUAUCUAUUUCAACGAUUCCAACUCGUCAGGGAAUUGCUCAGGUCGACGACACGCACCCAUUGAGACCAGUAACAUGUCUUGCGGAGAAGAAACUUGAGUCCUUCUCAAAUACUACUGACUUUGCCCUUGUCAUGCGUGCUGUGAAUCUUGGAUUUACGCAAUUCAAGGUUGUUCUGCAGCCGGAGCAAGUUGCUAAGUUUGAUUCUAGUCUUCAGAGUUCCUUUCUUGUUGCCGGUGUACCGUCACAAAUGGUUGAAAAGUGGAAUGAGGAACGGAUGCAUGUUGUCAGUGAGGUGAAGAGGAUUAUCACAAAGGAGCUCAUCAAUGAAAUCACAGAAGAGUUAAAUAGCCACACAGACCUCGUCCUUCGCAGUCAUCUUUGUCAGUCAGCAUCCCGACGUUUUCUCUUAGGCCCAGGACGACCAGAUCCUAAUGAUAAUGGUUGUCCCAGGGUACUCUCCGUCUGUGUCACAGGAGAGGAGGAUGAAGAACCAGAUCCUCUCCAAGCUGCUAAGGAUUUAGAGUCGGCGAAGGGAAAGAACAAGAUGGGUGGUGAGAAGAGGAUAGCUCGGGAAAGGCUGACAUUCGUUGAACUAGACGACAAUGGAGAAUACCAGACGGGGUACGAAAUUUUUGCUGGCUGGCUUCGGAGAACAGCCCGAAAGGAUUCCCCAGAUUCUAAACUGCCAGUCCCGAUCAAGGACCAGCUGAAAGCAUUCAUAUCCCAAUCACGAGCUCAGGUGAUAGUUAUCGGGGUCGGAAGUGGUGGCCGUUCGGUUAUGCGCCUUCAGACCGAUCUGAUUGACAUCGUGGCAGAAAUGGCUGUCGACUCUAGAGAAGAAGAUAAGCGGAGGCCCCCAAUGCUGCAUCCGAGAGAAAUCGAAGAAAUCAGAAAGCUCGUCACUGAACGAGAAAUAGACGACAACGCCGGCAACUACAAAGAUGCGGAGGAAAAGCUCAAGGGAUUACGACAUAUGCUUUCCCGCUACAUUGUUCUUGCUGAUGAAUUCCCUGCACGAAUAUUUGCUAGAACAGAGGCUGCGUCCAUUGGCUUGUCUGUGGAUGCCAUGACUCUGUUGGAAAAGCGUGCUAUCGGUCUGGGUCGUCUCGCACAGGAGCCACUGUGGAUCUAUUCACCAAUUGGUCAAGACGAAGAGUCGGCUACACACCUCAAAAUCCAUCCAUAUCACUAUUUUGCUAAGCCAAAAGAGAGAUUGAUCGCGCUUCAACGAGCCCUGUUUCGAGCCGUAUGUACAAAUGGUGUUGAUAUUAACCGUAUGCUUCGACUGCCGCACACGCAAUCGCUAUUGAGAUAUAUAAGCGGUCUUGGGGUCCACAAAGCUAAAGCUUUGCUGCGGACGCUUGAGGCAUCUCUGAGUGAAAAAGAUGGCGGUCUACCUUCUAGAAAGCAUUUAUGGACUGAGAAGCACGUUGGUCGUACUGUGUUUCUCUCGACGGCCGCCUUUCUGCGUGUCAGAGAUCCAGAGCUGCACAAUGGAGGCAGCAGUCGUCGAGCUAUAGAGUUUCGUCGAGCUCGACUGUCUCGAAAAUCUCGGGGUCGGCGCCGAGACGACGAAGGCGUGGUGUUUGACCCAAUGGAUGACUCUCGAGUUCAUCCUGAACACUACGCUGUGGCAAUUAAGAUUGCCGAUGAAGCGCUUCGGGAUGAUGAUGGGAAUCUCCGUGUGGAAAUUCCGAAAUCAGAGGAGCAUACUGAGGCAUUGCGAAUGACAUCUGCUGUGCUAGAUGAUCCGGGAGGGUUACAGAGGCUAGCACUGGAUGAAUACGCAGAUCACUUGGAGAAGUUAGGUCGUGGCAGCCUCUUCGAAACUGUCCGAAUAAUAGCGAGUGAAUUCCAGGGCCCCUUCAAGGAUCACCGAAUUGCGAUGCGAUCACCUGAGCCUGCAGCUGUUUUCUACCUUGUAAGUGGAGCGGACCCAAUAAUGAUGCGUGUUGGAAGUGUCGUGGCCGCUACCAACUGCCAGUUGAAAGAGAGGAGGAGGAUCGUCAAUCCUGAACAACGCAAUAUUUUCGGUGUGUCCUGCUUCUUACCACAUAACAUACGUGGAUACAUUCCUCUCUACCCACAAUCUCAGUUUAUGGAUGACGAUCGGUUAAGCGAUGCUGAACUGAGGAAACUCUUACCUGACGGAUGUUCGUGGCGCUGCCGAAUCAUGGAAUUCAAGUUUGACAGGUUUGAAGCAGUCUUGACUUCGAGGGGCGGCGCAAUCGAUAAUCCCGAGAGUAUUCAUGGAUAUACGCCCCUCGUGGAUAAACGAGAUCCCGCGUAUCGCCCAUAUCCAGUACUGGACCCGCAGCAAGAACCGAAUGGGGCCCGUGUUUUGCCAUUGAAGUCAGCUGAAAAGACGCGUAAGCCAAGUAAUCCUAGCCUAAAGAGAACGACGACUAAUCUCCGCCACAACGCCAAACCUGUCUUUCAUCACCCUCUUUUCAACGAAGUUACUGGUGACGAGGCUAUCAGCAUGCUUCAGGGUGGUCUUCCAGGGGACAUCAUCAUUCGACCUAGUCAAUACGACCGUGAUGGGAUUAUCUUUUCGUGCAAGUUUGCCACACUGCCGGUGGACACAGACACAAAACCGAGAGGUGUAUUUCACAAAGAUUGUCAAAUGCAGUAUGACAGUGACGACAACGUGAUACCGCUCAGGCUGAAGUUGGAUGACGUCACUUAUGAAGACGUAGACCAAGUGUUAGAGCAGUAUCUUCGCCCAAUUAUUUCUAACCUCGCAGAGUGCUUGGAGCACCGCAAGUUUAAAGGCGGAUCCGUCCGCGACAUUGAGAAGUUCGUCGCGAAUGAAAAGGAGCGUGCUCCGAAGUCAAUCCCUUACUGCUUUGGAUUAUCAGAGAAGAAUUUGACAAGUCUCACGCUGGUCUUUGUACCUGGGACGACCACAGUGCACCAGGAAGAAGUGAAAGUCCUGCCAGACGGAUAUCGGUUACGAAAUGUACUCCACAAGAAUAUGGAUGUCCUUUUCACAUGGUUCAAAUCUAACAUGCGACGAUCAACGCGGCGACCUACUGCCGCAAAAGAAACUGCUGGAGCCUCACCUUUCCCUUCGACAUACGCAUCUGCGGCUUCACCGUAUCGAGCAGCCGCAUCACCAUAUCGAUCGGCGGCGUCUCCAUAUCGCUCAGCCGCGUCUCCAUUCCAGUCGGCCAAGUCCCCGUUCCAGGCGCCCAGUUCCCCUUUCGUGGGAGCUGCCCGGGCAAGACCUACUCAGGACGCCCCGCCUCCCCCUGCACCGUUGUCUCUUUCAAGCAGACCUGAAAGACCAGACCCGUACCGGUCCAUGCAGCAAGAACACCAUCCAAGAGUUCCCUUUCCAACGACAAGUGACCAAAACCCCAUUUCUGCGGACGAAUGGGCAAAGGCGACACUGCAAACAGAUGAGCCUCCACCAAGCACUGUCCAAAACGGAAGUGCCAGUGGUCCGCCACCUCCUCCCCGUUCUCCGCCGAGACGCUUUGAUGAUCUCCACGGCAAUGGAAGGGGUCCAGGACCUGCAGGCUCAGCAAGAGGCCCACCCAUCCAGGAUGGAGCACCGAGGGGACCACAUUCAAGAGGUCCUCCUCCUCCAAGGGGUGCUCCUCCUCCUCCAAGGGGUCCUCCUCCAAGGGGUGCUCCUCCAAGGGGUCCUCCUGAUGGACGUCGCGGCGGUAGGAUGCCAGAAUGGCGCGGUGCUAAGCCAGUGCCGGCUUGGAAAAAGGCCCAAGAGCAGCAAAGUGAACAGUAGUGCGUCCUUAAGACUUGUAAUUGCCGGAGUUGUGCGGAGAAGUACAACAAAUAUGUAAAACGCCAAAUGAAUGGGAGCACUACACCUGUAAAGAAUCGAAGGGUGCAGCCUUACAUACAUUU